This is a messenger RNA of Paramecium sonneborni, 258 nucleotides long. The record is from the annotation of a GenBank genome assembly. NCBI's taxonomy places the organism in Eukaryota, Ciliophora, Oligohymenophorea, Peniculida, Parameciidae.
AUGACACAUUUUGCUUUUAAUGUUUCUUUAAUUGCCAAAAUUCUUGUUCUACAUGCUAUAAUGGAAAGUGUUAUCAAUGUAAUUAAGGAUGGAUUUUAAAUACUUUUGAAAGAAUUUGUUAUUCAACAUAAGGAGAUAAAUAAAUAGUAGGAAAUAAACAAUGUGAUGAUCGCAACUAAAUUGAAUAAGAUGGAUGUUUUUUAUCUUAAUUUUAAUGCCAGAAUUUUUGUGAAUCAUGUUCAAUGGGAUUAUGUCUGA